CGAGAAUAGUAUUCGAAGGAAAUGAAGUCGUCUCAAUUUGGAAAAGCAAGUCAACAAGGACUAAUUUGGCUAAUUCUUUGCAAGUGACUAAUGGAAAGCAAGUCAACCGUGGCUGAUCGUAAUGACCGGGACUUGGUUAAGCGCAUUACUCAAUCUUAUUUAUAAACCAGUUUGCCAUGCCUUCAUAAUCAAACUCAGAAUGGGGGUUUUGGUUAUGAAACUGAUUUUAUUAAUAUACUCACUUGUGAAUGGAGCAUUGUUCGUUUGCUCCAUGCAUUUGAGAAUGGGAGGCAACGAGACCGAUAGGCUUGCACUGCUAGCCAUCAAAGCUCAAAUAAAGCAAGAUCCUCAUAAUGUAUUGAGCUCCUGGAAUGAAUCCAUUCACUUUUGCUCGUGGCACGGUGUCUCCUGCGGUCGAUACCAUCACCAGAGGCAGAGGGUCACAAAGCUGAACCUGCAAUCUCAAGACCUGGUAGGGUCCCUAUCUCCAAACGUAGGAAAUCUAAGUUUCCUAAGGGAACUAGAACUACAAAACAACAACUUCAGCAGUAAAAUCCCUCCAGAAAUUGGGAAUUUGGGUAGAUUGCAGGUACUAUCUCUACACAACAACUCAUUUAGUGGCCCUAUUCCAUACAACAUAUCAUAUUGCUCCAACCUCAUCUUCAUGAAUUUCGGUUUCAACGGGUUGGUGGGUAACCUUUCCUCUCUGGAGCCUAUUCCCUCUAUGAUUGGGUUGAAAGCCUUAGAAGAAUUAGACCUUUCUCACAACAAUUUGUGGUGUGAAAUUCCAAAAUUUCUAGAGCGUUUUGUCUCAUUGAAGAAACUAGACCUAUCUUUCAAUGACUUUUGGGGAGAAGUACCAACUGGAGGUGCUUUUAAAAAUGCAAGUGUGAUUUUAAUUACUGGCAACCCCAUGCUCUGUGGCGGAAUUGCUAAUCUCCAACUGCCCAAGUGCGAGUCCCCAAAGGGAGGAUCAUCUCGUAGCUUGAUAAUCCGUUUCGUACUCUCUGGACUUGCUCUUCUCGGAAUUGCUAUGGAGAUGUACUAUUUCUUUCUUUGUUCGUCGAGAAAGAAAAGGAAAGAAAUUCCAUUGAGCACAUUGCCGAACUCUCUUGUGCAAGUGUCAUACGCUACUCUCCUAAAAGCUACCGAUGAGUUCUCUUCCGCUAAUCGGAUUGGUGCAGGCAGUUUUGGGUCUGUGUACAGAGGAGUUCUUUAUGAUGAUGGUAAAGCCCAGCUUGUUGCUGUGAAGGUGUUCAACUUGUUGCGGCAUGGAGCAUCAAAGAGUUUCAAAUCCGAAUGUGAGGCUUUAAGAAACAUCAGGCAUCGAAAUCUUGUCAAGAUUAUGACUGCAUGUUCAAGUGUUGAUUUUCAUGGUCAUGAUUUCAAGGCUCUGGUUUACGAGUACAUGGAGAGAGGAAGCUUAGAGGAGUGGCUGCAUCCUCCUACUGAAAUUGAAGAGGUAAGAGAGGCACUCAAUCUAGAGCAAAGACUAGACAUUGCCAUUGAUGUUGCUUGUACAUUGGAUUAUCUUCAUAAUCAUUGCGAAACACCAAUAGUUCAUUGUGAUCUCAAGCCAAGCAAUGUUCUUUUGGAUAACGAGAUGACUGGACAUGUUUCUGACUUUGGACUCGCAAGAUUUCUCUCCCAAAAAACUGGUACUAAUGCUUCAGAAAAUCAAACAAGUUCCAUUGGAAUAAAAGGAACAGUUGGUUAUGCUGCUCCAGAGUACGGUAUGGGAAGUGAGGUGUCAACAAAUGGAGAAGUCUACAGCUUCGGUAUUCUUCUGUUAGAGAUGUUCUCAGGAAAGCGACCCACCGACGACAUGUUUAAUGGCGACCUAAACCUUCAUACUUUUGUUAAAAUGGAUUUCCCUGAGCGAGUUAUGGAGAUUGCAGAUUCAACACUUUUUGAAGGAGGCAUUAACGAGAGAAGGGUUCGAAAGAUUGAGAGUUUCAUAGUCGAAUGUGAGGCUUUAAGAAACAUCAAGCAUCGAAAUCUUGUCAAGAUUAUUACUGCAUGUUCAAGUGUUGAUUUUCAUGGUAAUGAUUUCAAAGCUCUGGUUUACGAGUAUAUGGAGAAUGGAAGCUUAGAGGAGUGGCUGCAUCCACCUACUGAAGUUGAAGAGGUAAGGGAGGCACUCAAUCUAGAGCAAAGGCUAGACAUUGCCAUUGAUGUUGCUUGUGCAUUGGAUUAUCUUCAUAAUCAUUGUGAAACACCGAUAGUUCAUUGUGAUCUCAAGCCGAGCAAUGUUCUUCUGGACAACGAGAUGACUGGACAUGUUUCUGACUUUGGACUAGCAAGAUUUCUCUCCCAACAAACUGGAACUAAUGCUUCAGAAAAUCCAACAAGUUCCAUUGGAAUAAAAGGAACAGUUGGUUAUGCUGCUCCAGAGUACGGUAUGGGAAAUGAGGUGUCAACAAAUGGAGAUGUCUACAGCUUUGGUAUUCUUCUGUUAGAGAUGUUCGCAGGAAAGCGACCCACUGACGACAUGUUUAAUGGGGACCUAAACCUUCAUACUUAUGUUAAAAUGGCUUUCCCUAAUCGAGUUAUGGAGAUUGUAGAUUCAACACUGUUUGAAGGAGGCACCAGCGAGAGAAGGGUUCAAAAGAUUGAGGUGUGCUUGAAUUCAAUAUUUAGAAUUGGAAUUGAAUGCUCUGCUGAAUCUCCAACAGACCGUCUAAAGAAUAUCAGUGAUGCUGCAUCUGAGCUGCAUUCCAUUAGAGACGUUCUUCUUGGAUAGGAACUUUUUCUGCUACGGGUUUGUAUGAUGGGGAUAUUAUUUUUUAUGUGCUGCCUGAGAAAUAUUCUUGUUGCUUGCUGCUGCUAGCCUGGUACAGUAGAUGGGAGUUGUGCUACUACUACGUCGUUUUAUUUGUGUGUCCGGGCCUGAAGCCCUUAGAAAUGUGAUCAAAGCUAUCAAACUAUUGCAUCUUGUGUAAAUCUCUUAUCUUAAAUAA
Prunus persica (peach) is the source of this 2960-nucleotide messenger RNA. Its product is annotated as putative receptor-like protein kinase At3g47110. Gene Ontology annotation, molecular function: protein binding; protein kinase activity; ATP binding. The record is from RefSeq and is a predicted model, not a curated record. NCBI's taxonomy places the organism in Eukaryota, Viridiplantae, Streptophyta, Magnoliopsida, Rosales, Rosaceae. The transcript is spliced from 4 exons. Gene Ontology annotation, biological process: protein phosphorylation. The coding region runs from base 122 to 2743 and encodes 873 amino acids.